UAUUAAUGUGUUUUGCACGAUUGCAGAUUACAAAAAAACAUGUAACGCUCGGGUAGACAAAGAAAUGCACUGAAUGGAAACAUGCAAGAUGAAAUGUAUAUACAAGAUGUAACUUUAUAAUAAAUAAAUUAAGUUGUGUAAAUGUAAAAACAUCAAGGUAUGGCUGUAACAAGUAUAACUUCUUUCUUUGCUUCACUUGUGUUCACUGUUAUGCUGGGUUUUGCAUUGUCAAGCAAUUACUGGAUUGGUUUUGUCUUUGACGGAAAGUCUUACCAUUCUGGUCUAUGGAAUGCUUGCGAGAAAAAACAAAAAUGUCUGGAAUAUGCUAAAUGGAAGUCAGAGGAAAUGAGUCCGGUUUGGUUAAAGCAAGUUCGAGUUUUAUAUGUCAUUGGUUGUAUUUCGUCGGUUAUCUGCAUCCUCAUCUCUAUGCUGCGAUUGUUCAACAAUAAAAUUAAAACUUAUACAUCCGCCAUUUUUUAUUUUAUCACUGCUGCUUUGGUAGGAGGUGCGUGCUGGCUAUACGCACGGCGAAAUGGAUAUUACAAUGAGCAUGCGUUGGAAGAAAUUGAAUACAAAUGGGGAUUUAUUCUGGCUUGUACAUCUGCUUGUUUUGCGUUGGUGCUUUCAAUAUUUUCGUUCGUGUCGUAUUUAGCGACCUGUCGGAAAUCAGAAGACGAUGUCAACUAUGGAUUCGUUUCGCAUGUCUGAAAUGCCGUGAUAUUUUUUUCGUGAAUUUGUAGGUAUGUAUAUAUAUAUAUAUAACACUAAGAUUUAUUUAGUAUGAGAAUAUAAAAAUAUGUUAAUACGCACAAUUGUUUAGAAAGGUAACUGUGUGUGAAAAAAUUAUGCACAAGAAAAGGUGGAGCUCAAAAGCAUGUUUUUUUAUUCUGUUUUUUGUGAAUCUUCGCAGGCUGCAAGGUCCCCUAUAACGUUCUUGUUUUGAACUU
Hydractinia symbiolongicarpus is the source of this 947-nucleotide messenger RNA. RefSeq lists its product as uncharacterized. The record is from RefSeq and is a predicted model, not a curated record. Gene Ontology annotation, cellular component: plasma membrane. Lineage: Eukaryota; Metazoa; Cnidaria; Hydrozoa; Anthoathecata; Hydractiniidae. The coding region runs from base 160 to 708 and encodes 182 amino acids. The transcript has 2 exons.